Molecule: messenger RNA, 822 nt
Organism: Nerophis lumbriciformis (worm pipefish)
Lineage: Eukaryota; Metazoa; Chordata; Actinopteri; Syngnathiformes; Syngnathidae
Source: RefSeq, a predicted model, not a curated record
AUGACGAAAGGGCAGAAGAACAUACGAUGGUUCCUUGUCAUAUAUGUCGUGACUUUGUUGACAUUACAUACAACAGAAGGACAACACUUGACAGGGGAUCCUUGCACUGUUCAGAUCCUUGUACCUGGCCUGAAAGGAGAACCAGGGGAGAAAGGAUUAAAGGGAGCUCCAGGGAGACCAGGAAGAGUGGGCCCACCAGGCGAAAUGGGUCAACCUGGGGUUAAAGGACAAAAAGGCAUUAUGGGACACCAUGGAAAAGUGGGUCCAAGUGGAAUGAAAGGCAUAAAGGGAGACAUGGGGGAGCAUGGACCGCGAGGCCCGGAUGGAGAGCCAGGUGUUCCAUGUGAAUGCUCACCAAUAAGAAAGAUGAUUGGUGAAAUGGACAUUGUGGUGGACCAGCUAUCUUCUGAACUGAAAUUUAUCAAGAACGCAAUCGCCGGCAUAAAAGAAACAGACAGUAUGGUGUAUCUCCUGGUGAAGGAGGAGAAACGCUACUCUGACGCCGACCGUUACUGCCAGGCGAGGGGAGGGCACCUGGCCAUGCCGAAGGAUGACGUCGCAAACACGGCCUUGGCGAGCUACAUCACAGAAGCAGGUUUAAGCAGAGUCUACAUCGGUGUUCACGACCAGGAUGUGGAAGGAGUUUUCACCUAUGUGGACCGCUCUCCCAUGUCCACAUUCAGCAAAUGGAGAAAAGGAGAGCCCAAUAACGCUUAUGACGAUGAGGACUGUGCGGAGAUGGUGGCCUCUGGAGAGUGGACUGAUGUUGCAUGUCACCCAACAAUGUAUUUUAUAUGUGAAUUUGACAGGGAUGCAGUUUGA